AUGAAGGAACUGAAAAGAGAAAGUGUUGAAGAGGCCUCUGAGAUGCGAGCUAAGCACACACCGUUUACACAGGCCGUGUGUGACCUGAAACACUCGGAGAAAGUGAUCUGUGAUCUUACGUUUGGUCGGCGCAUUGGCUUUUACGAGCUGCGUGGAAUAAUUGGCAGUGGAAACUUUGCCCAGGUCAGACUAGGCAUCCAUGACCUCACCAAAGAGCAAGUGGCCAUCAAAAUACUGGACAAGCUGCAUCUCAACAGGCCCUCACAGAGGAUGUUAUCUUCUGAGAUUGAAUGCAUGGAGAAACUUUCCCAUCCUAACAUAGUUCGACUGUAUGAGGUGAUUGAAACCUUCAGACGAGUGUAUCUGGUCAUGGAGUAUGCUUCAGGGGGAGAGCUUUACUCCAGGAUCUCCACCAGAGGGAGGCUUUCUGACAUGGAGAGUAAACUGGUGUUCUCUCAGAUCCUUGCUGCUGUCAGACACAUGCAUGACAACAACAUCAUCCACCGCGACCUUAAAGCAGAGAAUGUGUUCUACAGCACCGGCUACACCAUCAAAGUUGGUGACUUUGGCUUUGGAACCCAGUGCCAUCCCAAUGAGAAGCUCACCACCUCCUGUGGCUCUCCACCAUAUGCUGCACCUGAGCUUUUUCAAGACAAAGGCUAUGCUGGGCACUUUGUAGACCUCUGGGCUCUAGGUGUUCUGCUUUACUUCAUGGUCACAGCCACAUUCCCCUUUAAUGGCUCCAGCUUGAACAAACUGAAACUGGGCAUCCUGUGUGGAACCUACACCAUUCCCGCGUUUGUGCCUGGUUCAUGCCAGAGGAUUAUUAAGGGACUUUUGAGGCAAGUCCCUAUCGAACGCUUUUCCCUCAACCAGGUCAUGUCCAGCAUCUGGUUAAGGGGCAUUGAGUACCCAGAGCCAUACCCUCAAGCCCCAAGUAUCCCAGACAUCGUGGCAGACCCGUCAAAGGUUCUAGGCAUGGAAGAGCAUACAGUAAAAGCAGUACUGGAGAAUCUGGGAAUUACAGAAGUUCUUCUGAGGAACAAUGCAGAGCUGGAUUGCAGGAACCCAUUAACUGGGGUGUAUCGUAUUGUUUUGCAUCGUAUUCAGAGGAGGAGGUCGGUGGAGAGGACUUUCUGGAAACAAAACUCCUCUAAUGUAUGUUCCAUUCUGUGA
Trichomycterus rosablanca is the source of this 1176-nucleotide messenger RNA. Its product is annotated as serine/threonine-protein kinase NIM1. The transcript has 3 exons. Bases 1 to 1176 code for a protein of 391 amino acids. Gene Ontology annotation, molecular function: protein serine/threonine kinase activity; ATP binding; tau-protein kinase activity. Gene Ontology annotation, biological process: microtubule cytoskeleton organization; protein phosphorylation; intracellular signal transduction. Gene Ontology annotation, cellular component: cytoplasm. NCBI's taxonomy places the organism in Eukaryota, Metazoa, Chordata, Actinopteri, Siluriformes, Trichomycteridae. The record is from RefSeq and is a predicted model, not a curated record.